UCGAUUUCAUGUGAUUAAUCGAUUACUCUAACGUCUGAAAUGCUAUGUAAAUAGUUUUUUUUUUUUGCUUAGAGUUUGCUAGUUUUUUUAUAGCAGCCAGUGUUUUACGAUUUUUUUUGUCGUAAUGCUACGUGUAUUUCACCUGCCAGUGUAAAUUUUCUUACCAGCCAGUGUUUUGUAAACGUAUUUAGUGAAAAAGUAUUUAUUUAAAAUAUAAAAUUAUAUUUUUGCCAGCUAUUAAAUUAUCAGUAGUAGUUGACUUUAUCACAUUGUGGAACAAUGAAUGAUAUUGCUUUUAUUGAAUAGCUUUGAACAAUAAAAGAUUCGACAGUUGUAAUUAUUCUGUGUAAUAUAUUUUUUUAUCUUUAAAUCAUGUUAUUUAUCAAUCAGUCGUAGAUAUUCCGACGCGUUACUUUGCGCUAUUUUAAAAAAAAAACAAAAGAGUUUUUAGUGUAUGUUUUUUUGUGGAAAUAUGAAUAAAUCUCAAGUGGAUUUUACACAAUGGGAGUCAAUUUGGAAGGUUCUUAUUUUAAGAAGCGUAUCCCGUUCCCCGUCACCAUCGCUGCGCCAUACAGAGAGCAGUUCAGAACUCGUCGAUGACAAGUCAAGUGACAUCUACAUCCAGGGGUCGGGGGACGCGCAGCCAGUGUCCGUAGAAGCACCACUCGCGAAGUCUGAUAGCAAUAAGACAAUAUCUCAAACGCCGGUGGUGCUGCGCGGCGGUGCUGAUGCUGGAUCUCGCACCAAGAAGAAGAGUUGGUACAACGCGCUAUAUCCAACAUAUAAGAGCAAAUCUGAAGACUUCAAGAGACUGUUCAAAGAUCUACCUGAUGAGGAGAGGCUUAUUGUUGAUUACUCAUGCGCGCUGCAGAAGGACAUCCUGGUGCACGGGCGGCUGUACGCCUCGCAGAACUUCCUCUGCUUCUACGCCAGCAUCUUCGGCUGGGAGACCAGCAUGACGCUGCGCUGGAAGGACGUCACCGCCAUCACCAAGGAGAAGACCGCACUGGUAAUACCUAACGCGAUCCUGGUGUGCACCGAGAGCGAGAAGAAUUUCCUGACAUCAUUCUCUGGUCGCGACAAGGCGUACCUGAUGCUGUUCCGCAUCUGGCAGAACGCGCUCAUGGACCAGCCCAUGUCCAGCCACGAGAUCUGGCAGUGGGUACAUUCUUGCUACGGCGAGGAGUUAGGCUUCAACUCUGAGGACGAGGGAUAUCCUCGGGACGCGCGGGACGUUCCUGACGACUCCUCGACCACGCAACUGGACCCUCACGAGGAGCAGGUGGAGCCGUCUAUGGAAGGUGGAGGGGGAGGCGCGCGGGCGCGGGACUUGUCGCCGCUUAGAGUGAUCAACGGGUCGGUGGCGCUGCGGGACGAGGAGGCGGGGGACACGCUGCCCACAGACAUGUCCGACACCACCGACAGCGAGCCCGACAAACAUCGCAAUUGCGGUGAAACGGAGAAAUGCACGGCGUCGCACGAGGGCAAGACGCUGCUGAGUCAGCAGUUCCCCUUCAACAUCGAUCAGCUCUUCACCAUGAUGUUCACCAAUUCGCAGUUCAACUUGGAGCUGCUGACGGCGCGCGACAGCACCGACUACACGCAGGAGCCGUGGCAGACGCAGGGCACGCGCAAGGCGCGCCGCGUCAGCUACACCCUCAGCCUCUCCUCGGGACUCGUUGGUCCAAAGAAGGUCCGCGUUAACGAGACACAGGUGAUGAAUAAAUGCUCGAAGCCGGGCGCGCUGUACUCGAUAGACGCGACGAGCGAGAACUCGGGCAUCCCGUACGCGGACUACUUCACUGUGGAGGUGCACUACUGCCUGCGGCGCGCGGAGUGCGGCGCGCACCUCGCAGUGCUGGCGCGCGUCCGCUACAGGAAGACCAUGUGGCCUAUGGUCAAAUCGCUGCUGGAGAACAACACGAUGUCCGGUCUGGAGGAGUACGCGCGGCUGCUGGCGGCGAGGCUGACGGCCGCGCAGCCCGCCGCGCCGCGCCACCCGCGCCACCCGCGACACCCGCGCCGCAGGCACCUCGCGGCGGUAAGCCAGGAGCCAGCGGCGCUACCACUGGCAGUGCGGGGCGUGCUGGGCGCGCGGUCCAGCACGACAGCGAGCGGCUCGCGCUGGCUUCCAUUGCUGGUGCUGGCAUUACUACUCCUCAACGCACUACUGUACUGGCGUCUCACCACCUUACACAAUAACACCUUCGAUGCUGAAGACCUGCAGGCCAGGAUGCGUUCAGUGAGCGGGUCCCAGAUGGCGGACUGGUCGCGGCUGCUCCAGCAGCACACGUCACGCCAGCGCACUGAGCUGCUGGCUUGGCGGGACGCACUGGUGCGCACAGUGGCGCACCUCGCACAGACGGAGCAGGAGUUAAGAAAACUAUUGGAUACGAUAAAACCUUCGUUGGAGAAGGCGCAUGCGGAGGCGGACGCAGUGCCACCGGACGGAGAGCUCUGAACUCGCAGUGGAUGUACCGCGGGAGAGGUCUCAGUAGCUGGUGCAACGCCGUGUCAAACACUAUGCAAGGUAACAAAGAUAAAGUACAUACGUUUUGAACGUUACGUCUCUGAUGUUAUUGACUAUGACAUUUUGCAAUUUUUUUAAUCUGUAUUUUUUGUAUUAAGGAAAAAUCUAUUAAUAUUUUUGGUUAUGAACUCUGGAAAUCCUAAAAAAGGAAUCUCUGUUUUUUGUUUUUUUUUUUUUAAUUUGUACCCAUGAUUAGGUAUUUGUUGCGUUUCUGUCACAAAAUUUAUGAAAUAUUUGUAUUUUUUUUUAAUUUCAAUAAUGCAGUGUUAUUUUUAAGUUAUUUGUUUAAAAAUACGUAGAUAACGUAAAUAGAUAUAUUCUUGUUAAUAGUUUAAUGAAAAAUUUAAAUUUUAACUAACGUUUGGAUAAAUAAAAAACGUUAGAGAAAUGUCAAUACAAACAAUCAUUGCCAAAUUAUUUAAAAAUAUAUUGUUCAUAAUGAAAAAGUAAUAUUGACUGCUAAAACGCUUUUACCAUAAAAAGAUGGCUUUUUAAUUUGUCUAUUUUAACGCUUUUUUAAAU
This is a messenger RNA of Papilio polytes (common Mormon), 3052 nucleotides long. Its product is annotated as GRAM domain-containing protein 1B-like. Bases 455 to 2461 code for a protein of 668 amino acids. The record is from RefSeq and is a predicted model, not a curated record. The transcript is spliced from 16 exons. Gene Ontology annotation, molecular function: sterol transfer activity; sterol binding. Lineage: Eukaryota; Metazoa; Arthropoda; Insecta; Lepidoptera; Papilionidae. Gene Ontology annotation, biological process: intracellular sterol transport. Gene Ontology annotation, cellular component: endoplasmic reticulum membrane; plasma membrane; endoplasmic reticulum-plasma membrane contact site.